AUUAGUGUAAUUUUUAUGAAAAUUUUUUAAAUUUAAGUAGUUAAUAAAAAAUAAAAAUGAGUAAAAGUAAUGAUGGCGACGAAAAAACUGAGGAAAUUUAUUGCAUUUGUCGAAGUUCUGAUAUUUCUCGGUUUAUGAUUGGUUGUGAAGAAUGCAAUGGAUGGUAUCAUGGAGAUUGUAUUAAUCUAACUUCAGAUGAUGCCCAAAACAUUGAACACUGGUUCUGCAACUUUUGCUUAAAAUCAAAUCCAACGUUGAAAAUUUUGUACAAGAAAAGUCAUCUAUCAAAAACUUCCAUUGAUUCAAAAUCCUACAAAGAUGAUGACGAUGAUUGCGAUGAUGAUGAUGAUGACGAUGAAGACGAUUGGAAACAUAAAAAUCACAAAAACAAGACCAAGUAUGAUGGCGAAUCUAAACAUCACAAGCAUACUAAAAGACAAGAAAAGGAAUUAAACAGAAAAAAAUCAUCUCGAAUGUGUGGCUCAUGCAAAGCGUGCAUCAGAAAUGAAGACUGUGCCAAGUGUGAUUUUUGCAAGGACAUGAAAAAAUUUGGUGGACCAAACAAGUUACGACAGAAAUGUCGACUUAGACAGUGCCUAAAUUAUGGAAUCUCUACAAUGGUGAACGAUGAUCCAAUUUUUUCUAAAAGCAGCAAAAAGGAAAGCAGUCAUGAAAGUAGCAAGUUCAGUGAAUCACUAAAAAUGGACGCCAUUCAAAAUGUUUCUCAGGCUGCUUUAGAGUCCAACAACAAUUACAUGUUUCAACAGCAGCAGCAACAACAACAACAGGUGCAACAACAAAUGCAACAACAACAACAACAACAUCAUCGCAAACGCAUGCAACACAGUUAUUAUAUUGAUGAUGAUUAUGUAGGAUAUUCUCAACCUAAUAAAGAGAAAAAGCAUUCAUCAAAGUUAGCACCAACUCAACAACAUACAACAGCUCAACAAAGGUACAGUUACCCUAACAAGUAUUAUGACGAGAAUGGUCCGAGACAGUGUCUGGGACCUGGUUGUACAGAGUCUGCAAGACAGGGCUCCAAGUACUGCUCAGAUGACUGUGGUAUGAAACUCGCCACUAAUCGAAUAUUUGAAAUUCUUCCCCGUCGAAUACUUGAAUGGCAGUCAACUCCUUGUAUAGCUGAACAGAACAACAUGAAACUUCUGGACAAGAUCAGAUACAAACAGUUACAAGCCAAGGAGCAAUUACUGGAGUUGGAGCAGAAACGCAGAAAGUUGGAUGAGAUCAUUAUGAUAGGAAAGAGAGGAACUGUUUUAAAUGCGGACGAGGAGGUCGAUCAAGAUGAUGAUUCCGAUUUGAGCACAUUUUGCAUAACUUGUGGACACGAAUUGGCUCAAAAAGGCGCUCUUAGGCACAUGGAAAAAUGUUUUAAUAAGUUUGAGAGUCAGACGUCGUUCGGUUCGAUAUAUAAAACCCGCAUUGAGGGAGAUCCAAUGUUUUGUGACUUUUACAACCCCCAUCAAAAAACUUACUGCAAAAGAUUGAAGGUUCUCUGUCCUGAACACACCAAAGAGCCAAGGGCACCUGAAAACGAAGUAUGUGGAUGUCCGCUGGUGUCCAACGUUUUUGAACCGAAUGGAGAGUUCUGCCGAGUUUCAAAAAGGAAAUGCGUGAAGCAUCAUUGCUGGGAGAAGCUGAGGAAGGCACAAAUUGACAUGGAAAGACUGCGACAGUGGAUGUCGCUGGAUGACUUGUUUGAGCAAGAACGUCAGGUGAGGACGGCCAUGGCGAAUCGUGCUGGUGUGUUGGCCCUCAUGCUGCAUCACACAAUCGACAACGAUCCCGAGACACCCAUGCUGCCUACGAAGUUUCGGUGAGGAAGAAGAUGACCCAACACAAAAAUAAAACGUUCCUGACAGACUUUUCGUCAUUAUAUAUUCAUAUUAUUCAAACAGUACUGUAUAUUGAUUUAUAUAUAUAUAUAUAUAUAUAUAUAUAUAUAUAUAUAUAUAUAUAAUAUACAUAUGUAUAUAAAAGUAUAUACACACAACAUGUUUGCAUUUGCAUGUUUUUUUUUUGUAUUAAAUUGAACAAUAAAUUUUAGUGCAAGGUGCAGUUUUGUU
Messenger RNA from Helobdella robusta, 2084 nucleotides. RefSeq lists its product as hypothetical. The coding region runs from base 57 to 1838 and encodes 593 amino acids. The record is from RefSeq and is a predicted model, not a curated record. Gene Ontology annotation, biological process: positive regulation of DNA-templated transcription. Gene Ontology annotation, cellular component: Set1C/COMPASS complex. Gene Ontology annotation, molecular function: DNA binding; zinc ion binding. The transcript is spliced from 14 exons. NCBI's taxonomy places the organism in Eukaryota, Metazoa, Annelida, Clitellata, Rhynchobdellida, Glossiphoniidae.